AUGAAGGCUCCGUUCGAUCCUGAGAACUCACUUAAGGCCCUGGGAGACGAUAAACAUGGCCCGCUGGGCCUGGCUAGUCUGGUCCCUCAUCAAACCUCCAACUUCCCGACCGGCUUAGUUCGCGUGGCAGACACCGAUGAUUCGCUCGACUCUUUCGCCUCGUUCAUUGCAGGCUUUGUACCAAAGUCUGACAAAGUCCUACAAGAAUGGCGGGAAACUUGUCGCACAAUCGGCCGCCGCGACAUUGGCGACCUCGUCUUCGCUGCGCCUGAGGUCAUGAUGACCUUCUCGCGACACUCAACCGGGCUACCAGACUUGACUUCACAGUUGCCGGUAAUUGCUGGGGACAUGCAUGUCAAGAACCGAGAAGCUCGUCUCCAUUGUCCUGCCUCCAUGAUCAGACCAGGACAUAUCCAUCAAGUUCAGGAGUGCGUUCGAUGGGCUUUGGAGCACCGAACUGCGUUGACAGUCGUGGGUGGUGGACACAGCGGUCAUUGCGUCUGGCCUCAAACUGUCGCCAUUGACAUGAGCGCCUUCAAUCAGGUCCAUGUUGUUACGGGGGAGGCCGGAAGCCUGGUCAUGGCCGGUGCUGGUAGCAUGACGGGAGACAUCAUCCGCGAGACCAUGGCAAACGGGCUCACUGUGCCUCUGGGAUCCCGGCCAAGUGUUGGAGCAGGCUUGUGGCUUCAAGGCGGCAUCGGGCAUCUGUCCAGACUUCAUGGACUCGCUUGUGAUGCUAUUGUCGGUGCGCUUGUCGUCAGCGUCAACUCAGCAAAGAUUCUAUGCAUCGGUCGUGUACCUGCGCAACACCGACCAAUCGGUGCCAUACGCCCAGAGAACGAGGAAGAACUGCUAUGGGCUAUCAAAGGAGCGGGAACUAACUUUGGGAUCGUCCUUGGUGUUGUCUUUGCGGCACAUCCGGCCCCAGCGUUCUUGGUCAGGAACUGGGUCAUACCGCUGCGUGACGGCGAUGAGGCGCAACGCAAGCUUGCCGAAUUUGACCGGGAUAUUGCCAGUCAACUUCCUCGGCACAACUCUGCUGACGCUUAUCUGUACUGGGACACUGGAGAACUCCGUCUCGGUGUGACCAUGUACGAAGCUUCGACUGCUGGGGAAGUGCCUAGAACUCCCAUGCCUAUUCCCACACCCGUGGCCACGAUUCUGGGUCCGGAGCACAGCAUCAAGAUCGUUGACAGCGUCAGGCUCUUUGAGACUGAGAUGUACAUGUCAGGGAUGCACGGCGGUCACGCUGGAGGCAAGACAUCCUCGUUCAAACGCUGCCUCUUCCUCAAGGAUAUCGGAAGUGCCGUGCUUGCAAACGCGUUAGCAUCAGCCGUCCGAACUCGCCCCUCUCCGCUCAGUUAUCUUCACCUCCUCCAAGGCGGCGGAGCAAUCCGUGACGUGCCGGUAUCAGCCACCGCCUUCGGCUGCCGUGACUGGGACUUUGCCUGCGUCAUCACCGGCGUUUGGCCUCGCGAGCAAGACGGAUCUGUAGCUGCCCGGGUGGCGGUGGAGUGGGUCUACACCGUCGCCGAGACCUUGCUACCGCUGAGCACUGGAGCUUACGGUGCCGACCUUGGACCGGAUCCCCGGGAUGCAGCACUGGCAGCUAAAGCCUUUGGGUCAAAUGGUCCUCGUCUAGCUUGCCUCAAAUGUCUCGCAGAUCCACGUCGUGUAGUUGCUUACACCUGUCCUCUUCCACUGCGACCACUUGAACCGGGCCUCAUAAUCGUGGUUACUGGGGACAGCUGUGCCGGCAAAGACUACUGCGCUAAGAUCUGGGGUGACUCUUUCAACCGAUGUGGCAUUACUGCGCGUAUUGCCAGUAUAAGCGACACCAUCAAGCGGGAAUUCUCGGCGGUUGCGGGUGUGGACUUAGAUCGAUUGCUCAGCGACCAAGAGUAUAAGGAGAAGCACCGGCCGGGCUUGACGGCGUUCUUCCAUGACCGCUGGAUAAUUUCCUAG
This is a messenger RNA of Colletotrichum scovillei, 1965 nucleotides long. RefSeq lists its product as uncharacterized. NCBI's taxonomy places the organism in Eukaryota, Fungi, Ascomycota, Sordariomycetes, Glomerellales, Glomerellaceae. Bases 1 to 1965 code for a protein of 654 amino acids. Gene Ontology annotation, biological process: cholesterol biosynthetic process. Gene Ontology annotation, molecular function: FAD binding; phosphomevalonate kinase activity. The transcript is spliced from 3 exons. Gene Ontology annotation, cellular component: cytoplasm. The record is from RefSeq and is a predicted model, not a curated record.